Molecule: messenger RNA, 932 nt
Organism: Aspergillus sclerotioniger CBS 115572
Lineage: Eukaryota; Fungi; Ascomycota; Eurotiomycetes; Eurotiales; Aspergillaceae
Exons: 1
Coding region: 282-812 (176 amino acids)
Source: RefSeq, a predicted model, not a curated record
CGGUAAAACACUCCAUCCUAUCUUCAGGACUUGGGCUGUCGUCAUAAAGCCUAUCACCACCAGAAUGCCUAGUUGCGCAUACGUAGCCCGACAGAUUCUUCACGGAUCUGGGACCCCUGCCGACCCCAUCUGACCCUGGGUUUAUAUCUCGAGCCCGUCUCCCCUGCCUCUGCCUCCCUUGAUUUUCCACUACUACUACUAUACAAUCGACCACUGACUCAGUACUUAUUGUUCAUAUCGCAGUAUAUAUUGGCCUUUGAAAAUCUCCCAAUUGACACCUCAUGUACUCAACAUAUCUGUUUUUGCUGACUGUUGUCACGCUAUCCUCCCCCGCCGUUGCACAGGGUAUUCUAAGUAGUGUCGACAGUCAAGAUGGCAGCGGGGAAUCAGAAUCGUCUUUGACACACAGCGUUUCUUCCAAAGGAAUGAUAAUUCUGUGUACGAUAGUGGCCGUGGUUGUGCUCAUCGGAGGUAUGUUCUGGAGGGGCGAUACGUCCAAGUACAUGAACAAACUCAACAACCCAGCGCUGACCACCCCACCUUCUUUAGUUGUAUUCACUGCUGUCUUCAUAACGGCAAAGAAGAGGCGUUUGAAGACACGCGAAGCAGUCUCCUUCACAGACUCUACCGACGGGCCCUUGAGUGUUACACACACGACAGGAAGAGGUCAACCCAUAUCCGAAAGCACGAAGGGCGGUGCAAUUCAACCAGAUCUAGAGAAGAAUGCUAGAGUUCGUCAAGAUCGAUCGCACAGAGACUCCGACACGAAGCAAAGGGGAUGGGGAUCAUACUUCUCUUUCGGGCGCACAUGAUUACGAGCGCAUCAAUCCUUUUGAUUCAGCAGCGAGUAUCUUCUACCUGACCAGCAGCUACGUACAAUGUUUAUUUCUUUGCGGUCCUAGCGCGUGGGCUGAUGUCCGCCCGAUGUUGAU